AUGAUCGCAAUUAUUGUCUCUAAAGGUCAGCUGAACCGUCCUCCGCUCGCCUUUGGCUUUGUCGCUAGCAUGUACCUCGCUGGACCUAUGACCUUUGGCGGAGGUCCCGUUGUCAUCCCGCUUCUACCCCCUUAUGCCGUAGGCCCUGGCUGGGGUCCCAGUCGUGACUUUCUAAUCAGUCUGGCUAUAAUUCAAGCCUUCCCUGAUCCUAACUUCAACUUCGCUGUCUCUCUCACUUACGGGGACUUCCGUAAUACAGCAACUUAG
This is a messenger RNA of Penicillium arizonense, 267 nucleotides long. RefSeq lists its product as uncharacterized. The record is from RefSeq and is a predicted model, not a curated record. Gene Ontology annotation, molecular function: chromate transmembrane transporter activity. The transcript is spliced from 2 exons. Lineage: Eukaryota; Fungi; Ascomycota; Eurotiomycetes; Eurotiales; Aspergillaceae. Bases 1 to 267 code for a protein of 88 amino acids. Gene Ontology annotation, biological process: chromate transport.